This is a messenger RNA of Theobroma cacao (cacao), 1985 nucleotides long. RefSeq names its product AT hook motif DNA-binding family protein. Lineage: Eukaryota; Viridiplantae; Streptophyta; Magnoliopsida; Malvales; Malvaceae. The record is from RefSeq and is a predicted model, not a curated record. Gene Ontology annotation, molecular function: minor groove of adenine-thymine-rich DNA binding.
UUCUUUCUUCUCUUUUCGUUCUUUUCCUUGUUCUUGCAUUUCUCUUCCCAAAACCCUAGGUUUUCAAAAUCUAGGGUUUUGUUUUUCUUGAUGCGUUCGGGGCUCUGAGUGCAAGAACUUCUUAAAAGUUUCUACUCUGUUUGGGUCUUUGGGCUCUUGCUGUUCAGCAUUCUUUUUGUUGCUCAAGAGCUAACUUUUAGUGAUGGGUUCUUUUAGAGUGAAAAGAUUUAACCUCUAACUCUUGUUGUUGCUCUUGUUUAUCUGGGUUUCGAUUGAAGCGUCUUGGGGUUCUUAAAUUAUAUUCAUUUGAAAAGGAACCCCUGAAAAACCCUGUCUUUGAACAUCAUUCUCUUUGCUGUGGAAGAUUUAGGGUUACAAAGGGGUUUCUUUGAAGCAGAGGUCUCAAAUUCUGUUGUUGUUAGAGUAUUUUCUCUACUUAUUGAAAAACCCUGGUAAAACCCUUUUCUUAGAGCUUCCUUUUUUGUGCUUCUUCUUCGUUACGAUUUUGAAGCAGUUUAUUAUUUGGGGUUAAAAGGCUUUAAAGAAACAACUUUUAGGUGCCAAAAACAGAGUCUAUUUAUUUUCUCUGCUUAAAUUGUGAUUAAUUCCUCAAUAGUAAAUGCAUGGAUGGGAGAGAAGCUAUGGCAUUAUCAGGCGGGUCAGCUCCUUAUUAUAUUCAUAGAGCGGUUGGUGGGUCUAGUUCUGGCUCAGUAACACACACUGGUAUAGCAGCAUUUAAUUCCCAACCGGGGUUCAGGCCCUUAUCUAACCCUCAGGUUCAGGUUCAGUCAAAUGUUGGAUCAACAUUUACAGGAGAGCCUAAAAAUGUCAGCUUUCCUCAUGGCAUUAACAUGGGUGUGUCCUCUGGGAUGCCACCGGGCGAGCCGGUAAAGAAGAAGAGAGGGAGGCCCCGAAAAUAUGCUCCUGAUGGGCAGGUUCCAUUGGGACUUUUGCCUAUGCCUGCCAAGCCUAAGCCUUCAUCAGGAUCAGAUGCUUCUGGCCAAAAAAGAUGCAGAGGCCGUCCUCCUGGGACUGGGCGGAAGCAGCAAUUAGCCACUCUAGGUGAAUGGAUGAACAGUUCAGCAGGACUGGCCUUUGCACCUCAUGUUGUCACCGUUGGAAUCGGAGAAGACAUUGUUGCAAAAAUGUUGUCCUUUUCACAACAACGUCCAAGGGCUGUCUGUAUCUUAUCAGGCAGUGGUACAGUUUCCUCAGUAACCCUACGUCAGCCUGCUUCUUCUACUCCUACUGUGACAUAUGAGGGCCGUUUUGAGAUAUUAUGCUUGUCGGGCUCUUACUUGCUUGCUGAGGAUGGUGGACCCCGCAGUCGAACUGGUGGCAUAAGUGCUUCUCUUUCUACACCUGAUGGUCAGGUCAUAGGUGGUGGGGUUGCAACCUUGAUUGCAUCAAGCCUGGUUCAGCUGGUGGUAUGCAGUUUUGUCUAUGGGGGAUCUAAAACCAAGAACAAACAACUCGCCAGCCCAAAAGGCAGUAAGGAUUCCAUGCCCCAGCUCAGCAAUAAAUCAGCUACACAAACUGGUGCACCUUCAACUCAAAAUUUCAGUCACCCUUCUAUGAGUGUUUGGCCUGGUUCACGGCAUGUUGAUCCGAGAAACCCUCACACAGAUAUUGACUUGACGCGAGGAUGAUCAGGGUAUUUUUGUACAUAUGUGUUGUUGUACAUGUACUGAAUCUUUGAGAAGUAUGAAAAUUUAAAAUCCUCCCAAUUCGCCCAACAGGGGCAAUGGGUAUGUGCUAACUUAGAUUGUAACAAAGUCACUGAGUUUCCCUAGUAUCACUAGUAAACUGGUUGAAAAAUUCUGUAGUUUGAGCUGAAGGAACGUUAAUAUGUAGCUGGAAGAGAUGCCCAUUUUAAGGUUAACUAGUAUUUCAUGCAAACGAUGAUUGCCAUAUUUUUGGCCAUUGGAUUGUGUUGUAAUUGAUUUGCUACAAAUUUAAGCUAAAGUCUCUGGCAUUGUGGUUCA